Oryza sativa Japonica Group (Japanese rice) is the source of this 1646-nucleotide messenger RNA. Its product is annotated as cytosolic sulfotransferase 10. Gene Ontology annotation, biological process: sulfation. The record is from RefSeq and is a predicted model, not a curated record. NCBI's taxonomy places the organism in Eukaryota, Viridiplantae, Streptophyta, Magnoliopsida, Poales, Poaceae. Gene Ontology annotation, molecular function: sulfotransferase activity. Gene Ontology annotation, cellular component: cytoplasm.
CUCGGGUGAUUAGAACCGGUCUCCUAUAAUCUGUUGUACAUUUGCUCUUGAAAUGAGCGACAAUACUCCAGAGUCCAGAGAGGCAGAGGCCAUUAUGGCGUUGAGACUGAGCAGCUAUCAGAACUCAAUCGCUAUAAAAUGGACGGAUGAGGCACAAGCAGAAGACCCCUCCCUGCACAGUGCACACGAUACUAGCUAGCCCGAUGGCCCCAACCUCCAGCGUUCACCGCGAAGGCGGCAGCGCCGCCAUGGACAUGGCCGAGCUCAUCCCCACGCUGCCGCUGGAGACGGGGAGCCCGCCGUUCCCGCUCCGGCAAUACGGCGGCUACUGGCUGCCGGAGUGGGUCCUCCCUGGGCUCGAGGCCGUGCACACGCGCUUCGAGCCGAGGCCAUCCGACGUCUUCCUCGCCAGCUUCCCCAAGUCCGGCACCACCUGGCUCAAGGCGCUCGCCUUCGCAACCAUCAACCGGACCACCUACCCGCCGUCCGGCGACGCCCACCCGCUCCGCCAUCGCGGCCCGCACGACUGCGUCAAGUUCUUCGAGUCCACCUUCGCCAUCUCCGGCGAGGGCGGCGGCGGAGACGUGGACGUGUUCGCCGCCCUCCCGUCGCCGCGCGCGGUUGCUCGCCCGGGGACGUGUUCGCCGCCCUCCCGUCGCCGCGCGCGGUUGCUCGCCACUCACAUCCCCUACUCCCUCCUGCCGGAGCGCAUCACGUCGGCGGCGGCGGACGACGGCGACUCCGGUUGCCGGAUCGUGUACGUCUGCCGGGACCCCAAGGACGCGUUCGUCUCCAUGUGGCUGUUCACCAUGAGCAACAUGGUGAAGGGUGUCACAACGACCACGGACGAACACCACCCGGCGGCGGCGGCGGCGGCGCCAUCGAUCGAGCAGGUGUUCGACCUGUUCUGCGACGGGCGGAGCAUCGCUGGGCCGCAGUGGCACCACGUCCGCGAGUACUGGGAGGAGAGCCGGAGGCGGCCGGAGAAGGUCCUCUUCCUCCGGUACGAGGAGAUGCUGCGCGAGCCGGCGCGCAACGUGGAGAGGCUCGCCGAGUUCCUGCGGUGCCCGUUCACCGCCGGCGAGGUGGCGGCCGGGGUGGUGGACGCCAUCGUCGACCUAUGCAGCAUCGACCGACUCAGGAACGUGCAGGCGAACAAGACCGGGGUGACCGACCUGGCGGUGAAGAAGGAGAGCUUCUUCCGGAGAGGGGUGGCCGGCGACUGGAGCAACCACAUGUCGCCGGAGAUGGCGUCGCGGCUGGACAGGGUCGUCGAGGACGCGCUGCGAGGCUCCGGGUUCACCUUUGCCGCCGCUGCCGGCGACUCCGAAUGAGAUCGCAUGUGUCAAGCUAGUAUCUAUCUUCUAUCUAUUAUCUAUCUAUCUAUCUAUUAUAUACUAAAAGUCCAUUAAACUUCCUCAAAACGUUCUCAAGUUGACACGUGGCGCUUUAAUAAAUUAGAGAAAAUCCUAAAAAUUCUGAGAAAAAAGAAAAACAUCCGUACAUUGAUUUUCACUUAAAAUUGGUGGGUCCAAUAUUAUAAACCGUUAGAUUAGAUUAAUCUUAAAGCAAAUCGGACACUACAACUAUGGUCCCACCUACCUCUCCUCCUCCCCCUAGGUACGUAUACAUAUGGUAUACGUAUG